UCAUCAGAAGAUGCUCGUUACCCCAAGGCCACAACCAAACACUUCGAUUUCCAUCCCUAGUCUGCAGCCGCCGGCCCAAAAAACCACCUUGACUAGGCCCAUGGAAAUAUCACCUAAAGGUCAACCAAAGACCACGUCCAACCGAAGACUGUGUCAAUCUUGUAGAACUUUAGAAAAUCUUCCGAAACCAUCGGUCAAUGGCCAUCCUUUCCAAAAUCAACGGCCGCAGAUUAAUUCUUCAAUGAACAUGGAAAAUCCUCAGCAGUUCAAAAAUCGUCCAAUCAUCCAAAAGAGAAAAGCGGACUCUUUCAUAUCCCAAGAAAAUCUAGCAACACGUCAGAAAAUGGAAUCUGUCCUGAAGACACCGGGAAAUCGAUCGAUCAGGCAGACCCCAAAACCAUUGACAAUUCAAAGCUAUAAAACCAAUAACUCAGAUGUGAAGACUCAAAUAAUUCCACGGUCAAGAACCCAGCAGCCGAUGAAAUCGCAUACCAAUUCUACCAAUAGUCGAUUCUCUAACAGUCUCUUGAAGCCUUCAGUUUCCCUGAAUAAUAAUAAGUAUUUGGGGUCUUGUAUCAAGGUAAAAAGCGGCCAAUUACUGGAAACACCAACAGUAGCAAAACCAGAAGGGUCUUUCCUCCAACAAAAGGGCAUACAUACAAUGCCUCCAGACCAUGAUUAUUCAAAAUUAGUGUUGAAACUACAUCCAAGUUUUUUUAAGAACAAGGAACCUGAAGCGGCAUCAACACAAUCACAAAUAAGGAGUUCAAAAAUGUUGCCUCCUCAGGAAAAUCCACCGAAAUAUACGGUUCAUAACCCACCACAGCUAGAGCAAAAACAAAACUGGAGUUCGUAUACUACUGCUAACAACACUUCACACUUCAAAAACUUUAAAUUAAACGAAAAAAUGGAGUCGCUUGUAUCCUCGUUGAUUAACAAUACCUUGGAAUCAACAGCAGCUUUUACAUUGGACGAGGCCACUAAUUCCAAGCUGUUGGUGUCUUCAGUUAAGGAUUCCCCAAGCUCAAUCAUUGAAGAUAUGGAGAUGUUUCCUCCAACAGAUUUAUUGCUUUUGGAAUCUGCUCAACCAACUAAAGACGAUUCCCCACAAGUAAAAUUAGCAAAGCGUGCUCUACUUGCCCAAUUUAAUCAGUCAAUCUAGAGCGAGUCAUCAAAAAAGUCAGCAUGCUCAAUUUAAAAAAACAACUUAAAAGCAGAGAUGGUUUACGAAUAAAAAAUGAUAUUUUGGCAUGGCAGUACAACUUGGACUUUCUGAUAAGACAACUGGCAUUGGAUAUUAGAACCCCAGGGAAAUAAAUCUAAUUCUAAUCUAAUUCUACGCAAGCGAGUUUUAUCAAAUUUAACAUUUGUGAGGAGAAUGACAAGCUCGUUUUUUAUUUUUUAAAAAUAUAUUUUAUUUUUUAAAACGCACUGUAUUGGUUUGAAUAUAUUUUGUUUUAUCUUUCAAGCAUUAAGACAUUAACACAUUAUUUAUUUGUAUUACAUUUUU
This is a messenger RNA of Drosophila biarmipes, 1510 nucleotides long. RefSeq lists its product as uncharacterized. The transcript has 2 exons. The record is from RefSeq and is a predicted model, not a curated record. Lineage: Eukaryota; Metazoa; Arthropoda; Insecta; Diptera; Drosophilidae. Bases 11 to 1162 code for a protein of 383 amino acids.